AUGGCGGCCGUGUCAAGCGGAGCUGCUGCUGUGUCCGCCGCGGCCGCAAUUCCUCACCCGGCCCGACAGACCGCGGUCAUGGGCGGCCAGACCCGAGUCCCGCCGAGCUCCGCCAUGGAGCACCAGAGCCGGGUCGCCGGACCGAACGUUGCGUGUAUGAGGAGCCCGGGACAGGCCAGGCCGACCCCAGCUCGAGUGGGUUACUACGAACUGGAGCGGACCAUCGGCAAGGGCAACUUCGCCGUGGUGAAACUCGCCACCCAUAUCAUCACCAAAGCCAAGGUGGCGAUUAAAAUCGUGGAUAAGACGCAGCUGGACGAUGAUAAUCUGAAGAAGAUCUUCAGGGAGGUUCAGAUCAUGAAGAUGCUGCGACAUCCACACAUCAUCCGCCUCUAUCAGGUCAUGGAGACCGAGCGGAUGAUCUAUUUAGUGACGGAAUACGCCAGCGGAGGCGAGAUCUUCGAUCACCUGGUGGCUCACGGGCGCAUGGCGGAGAAGGACGCGAGGCGGAAGUUCAAACAGAUCGUGGCGGCCGUCCACUUCUGUCACUGCAGGAACAUCGUCCACCGAGACCUGAAGGCGGAGAACCUGCUGCUCGACCACAACCUCAACAUCAAGAUCGCCGAUUUUGGGUUCAGUAACCUGUUCUCUCGGGGGCAGCUGUUGAAGACGUGGUGCGGCAGUCCUCCGUACGCUGCUCCAGAACUGUUCGAGGGGAAAGAAUACGACGGACCAAAAGUCGACAUCUGGAGUUUAGGUGUGGUGCUGUACGUGUUGGUGUGCGGCGCUCUCCCGUUCGACGGCAGCACCCUGCAGAACCUGCGCGCUCGUGUCCUCAGUGGGAAGUUCCGUAUCCCCUUCUUCAUGUCCACAGACUGCGAGUAUCUGAUCAGGCACAUGCUGGUACUGGAGCCGAGUCGACGGCUGACCAUGGAGCAGAUCUGCAAGAACAAGUGGAUGAGACAAGGAGACCCCGACCCCGAGUUCGACAGGUUGAUAGCGGAGUGUGAGCAGGUGAAGACUGAGAGGGAGGCCGAGCUGAUUAACGAGCAGGUUCUGAUGGCCAUGUCUGACAUGGGACUGGACCGAGAUCGCACCUUACAGUCGCUGCACACGGACGCGUACGAUCACUACAGCGCCAUCUACAGUCUCCUCCUGGACAGACUCAAGAGGCACAAGACCCUACGCGUGGCGCCGCCUCCCCGGCCCAUCGGCUACCCGCUCAACGCCGUGCAGGAUCAGUCUGCUGUUAGCAUGACCGUCCCUCACGUCCAGCUCAUCAAUCCAGAGAACCAGAUCGUCGAGACCGACGGGACGAUGGCGCUGGACAGCGACGAGGGCGAGGAGCCGAGUCCGGAGGCCAUGGCGCGCUACCUGAGCAUGAGGCGCCACACUGUGGGAGUGCCCGACCCCAGGACGGAGAUGAUGCAGGAGGAGCUGAAGUUGCCACCGGGUUUCGUGCGCGCCCCUCCUCAGGCCCCGUUCCCCACGCUGCCCCCCACCAUCACGCACACGCCCACCUUUAUGCCCACCCAAAGCCUACAGCCCACCCAGCAGCUCGAAUACAAGGAGCAGUCCCUGCUGCAGCCUCCCACCCUGCAGUUGUUGAACGGGAUGGGCCCUCUGGGUCGCAGGGCCUCAGACGGCGGGGCCAACAUCCAGCUCCACGCGCAGCAGAUGCUGAAGAGGCCGCGCGGCCAGUCGCCACUCGUCACCAGCCCCCACCCAAUUCCGGCCGUCGCCCCCGUGGAUGAGGAGGGUUCAGAUGGAGAACCGGAUCCAGAAGCGGUACAGAGGUACUUGGCGAACAGCUCCAAACGACACACGACACACAAUGCAGCGAGCUACACGUCCGCCGAGCUCUCCAACGACAUACAGAGAGCACGGGCGCGGGGCUGGAUCCCCGAGCACUCACGGUCGUCCUACAAGGACUGUAACACGCUGCACCUGCCCAUGGAGCGCUUCUCUCCUGUACGCCGCUUCUCAGACGGGGCCGCAACCAUCCAGGCGUUCAAAGCCCAGCUAGAAAUCAAACAGCUCAAACAGGAGUGUGAGCAGCUACAGAAGAUGUACGCUGCACCACAAGACGAGAAGCUACUGGAGCACACACAGCAGCAGCACAUCCUCUACCAGCAAGAACAACAGAUCCUACACCAGCAAAUACAGGCCCUUUCUUUGGGACACGGAGAAAACCAGCCCAGUCAUCUUACCCACCAGCUUCAAAGGUUGCACAUACAGCCUUCUAGUCCGCCACCUACACAUCCCAGCAACCACCUGUUCAGCUCAGCCAAUCAGAGUCCUCCACCAGGUAGCCAGGGGAUGAUGCAGGCACACGGUGGACCCUUCCAGCACGGCUCGGAUCUGUACCAGUCUUCAGGCAACAGUCCACCUCCGACCGCCCACCCCUGCAUGGCCCUCGCCAGUCAGCCGCCCCAGCAGCCACCCGGGCACGGAGCGGUCGGCCUGGCCCAGCAGCAGCCCGUGACCAUUCAGGUGCAGGAGGUGGAGCUGGGGGGCGUGGCGCAGAGACAGAGUUUUUUGGCGACGCCGUGUCACAGAGUGCUGGGAAAGCAGCUGAGUGCCGACAACGCCGAAAUGCACAGUCGCAGCCUGGGUCGUUUCCAUUGCUCGACGUCGGCGUACGAUCACGCCCAGUUCAGCACGCACGUCACCACGGGUACCUACAACCCCUACGCCCAGGCGGCGAGCCUCAAGGUGCCCGGCCUGGACGGUUACUCCGCUUACGGCAGCCCCUCGGCCCUGCAGCAGGCCCUGCUGUCCCCGACGGCGCUGGAGUACCGGCUGGCGCAGCAGCAGCAGCACCAACACCACGUCACGCCGGUCCUGCAGGGUCUGCUCUCGCCGCGCCACUCGCUGACCGGCCACGCCGACCCGCGCCUGACGCCGCACGACCUCGCCAACCUGCUCAAGCGCUCGCGGGUCGUCGGCGUGCCCUCCAUGCCGAGCGGCGGCAGCAAUCCGGCGCCACCCCCACCACCGGAGUACGGCGACGGCCUCCUGCUCGGUCAGGACUACGGUGACAAUCUACUGAUGCUGGAGCCCACCCAGGCCCCGCCCGCCGCCCAGCCUCCACCCCCAACGCACUACCAUCACCACCACCACCUGCUGCAGAUCCGGACCUCGCCCUCCGAAUGCCAGGUCCCGCCCCUGGCUCACUCCGAGAGCAUGGAGGAGGACGACGUCUCCGCCUACCACGACGGCUUGCUGGCCAAGGUUACCACGACGACACCGCAGAGAGUGGUGAUGGAGGCUAAUCCUCGUUCCGGUCAGGGAGAGUCGUAUCGCUCCAGAGCCCCGCUCCAGCGCCACCACACCAUCCAGACGGCAGACGACGUCUAUGAGCAGGCGGAGUCCAUGUCUGGAAUGAGCUUAUUGGCCGGGAAGGCGUUGAGCUCCGCCCGCAUGUCGGACAUCCUCAGCCAGUCGUCACUGGCCGGGAGUCAGCAGCUGCACCAGAGGGAGGAAUCGGUGUGUAACGUGGACGAGGAGCUGCACUCGGCUGCAUGUUAUCCGUCCUCCUGCACCAGCGACAUGCUGCUCACCUACAAACCCCAGGACCUUCAGUACAGCAUGGAGCAGGCUGGCGUCUAACACCACCGGUGUGUGUGUGCAGUGUGUAUAAAGCUCCACAUCUGUCUCCUGUGUUCAGCUGCAUCAUGCCAAACCCCCCUCGUGUGUGUGUGUGUGUGUGUGUGCCCGCCUUCAAACAACUCUUGAUUGGAUAAAUCGGGCGUCGCCCCCGUGACCCCGCCCGACCGACCGACCGACCAUAAGCUCUCUGGACCCGCCCUCUCUGUCUCAUCAAUGUUGUCGUAUCGAGACUCCGCACACGGUCUUACGUCGACACGUUCUUAUAGAUAGAAUCACACACACACACACACACACACACACACACACACACACACACACACACACACACACACACGGUUACAAACCCAAAGUAUUUCACAUCAAAGCCUGUGCUUUAUCUCCGAACGGAACGGGAUUGGGGGGGGGAGCAUUCAGCAUUUUGUUCUUCCUCCCCCCCCCCCGUUCUCGGCGCUACAGUGGAUUAUUCCGGAGCGUCUCCGAUGGCAGCCCGGGGCGGAGCGGUCCACUCCGACGGGCCAGCGGGGGUGGACGCGCUCCACCGGGGACUUCUCAAAACCGCGGCACAGGACGAGCGGCGCUCAUUCGUUUCGUCUCCUUCUCCAUCUGGGUUUCGCUUCUGUUUGUUUGUUUGUUUGUUUGUUUGUUUGUUUAUUUUUUAAAUGCAUUUUUACGGCUAACGUUCACGUAGGAAUUAUGAUCAUUAUUAUUAUUAAUAUUAUUAUUAUUGUUUUCUGUAAGAGAAGUUUUAUGGUUAUAAUAUUAUAAUGACAGUUAAUAUUAUUAUUAUUAUUAUUACAGAGAUAAAACAGUUCGGUGUUGCAAACUUUAAAAAAAAAAAUCUGCACUUUCAGUUUAAGCGAGCUUUAUUUUCUUAAUCCCGCGCUCUCUUAGCUUCGCCCCGCUCGUCACCAGAUCUGUUUUAUUCAUUCCAUUUCUCUCUCACCCUCUCUCGCUCUGUCUGUCUGUCUGUCUGUCCGUCUCGGCGGCCGUGACGGUAGCGUGUAGUGCAUCUUGAGUAUUUUAACACGUUUCUUCUUCUUCCUGUACAGUGACGCCAUGUAUAGAUCGCCGAUGCCAUUUCUGUACGCUUUCCGUGUGCAUAUGUUUUAUAUAUUUUACUUUAAAUGUCAUUUUCCGGACGUCUCGUCGAUGUGAUGUCGGUUUUAUUUCUCUCCCCUGAUGUGAGGCGAGGAGUGUGAUUAGUUUUAUUUCUUGUUGUCGCUCUGUCACGGCUGUUCACCACGUCUGAACGCACACACACACACACGCACACACACACACACACGCGCACACACACUUCUACUAUCGAACUGAAAUUCCCAGUUAACCAUCACGACUAGUGUUCACAUGAUGAUACCGGCGUUUACAUGAUACACAGCGAGACCGUUUCCUGCCGGCUGUACCGCUGAGCUGUAUUAACGGUUUAUUCACAAGCAGUUUGGUAUGAACGCUCUGCAGAACCCAGCAAAAAGCCACGUCAUGAAUCUUCAUUCUUUGGUUAAUUUGGGGUUAAAUGAUAUAAUAUUAAAUUUACUCCAUGAUGAGGAAACGUGAGGCUGCUCUCACUGUUCCACAGCUCACUAGUCGCUGUGACAGAUUUUGCUGGCGGUGCCGUGGUUCCGAUUUACAGUGGAACAGCGUGGAACAGUGAGAAUCGAGUUCGGCGCUUUAAAAAGGUCGGCGUCCGGUUCAGGGAGCGGUGAAAUCCAUGCUGCGGAGCUGCAGAGCUGGAGGACGCGCAGAGGCGUGGUCAGUGGUUCUGCCGCGUAUCAUGUGAACGCAGCCUGAGGAAUCUGUAAACUAAGGACAAGAUUUAGGGACGAGACCGUGGUCAGAGGAACCAUCGGAACUUCAGCUGAGUGUUUUCAUUAUUGAUCGUUCAGCAUUUAUGAAAUCUGCACGAUUUGAAGGGUGUAAGAAUAUGGUGCGAUACGUGUUGCAAUCUCAACCCCUGUGUGCACUCAGUUUAGGAUUCACUUCAUCCCGAACAUUUCAAGUGUAAGGAAAAGAUUUGGGCCUGAACCAUUACAGUUGUUGCUCACCAGGCUGGACUGGAUUGGUAAGAUGCAUUUCGAGUGCACUACAGCUGAGAUUCGGAACAAGACUAUGGGCUGAGACCUAGGCUUGAAGUUCUAGUGCACCGUAACUCCACCCUACAGAGUGUACAAGUAAAGAGAGCAAUAGAGGAGAUGAUCAUUUGUGGAGAGUUAACCUAUAUAGAUUAAAACAAAAAGUUUUAAUGAUUUCAUAUUAAUUUAUUUAGCCUCGGAUCCAGUAAGAGUGAGAUUUAGGACGGAACCAUUUGCCGAUGGUUAUUAUUAUAUAUUAUAAAGCUUGGUCUGAGGGGAGAUGUUGGGGACCGUUCCCCUACAUCAGAUGAAGAAAAAUUCCCAAUCCUAAUCAAAACACACAAAGAAUUCAGGUCUUGGUUUGAGUGCACUUGGUCUGAAGGGUGCAGUAGAGAACGUCGAGGUUGAGAUUAGGGACGAAGCCUCAAUGCUGGGAAUAUUUACCAUUUCGGUGAACCAGCACAUGUAAAACAGGGACAUGAUCAUCAAUGGUUUGAUCUUUUUAUUUUAAAUAUGUAGGUCUCUUUUUUAAAAGUGGCUGAAUUACUCUGGCUGUGAAGUGCACACUGGAGUGUACAGGGUGAGAUUUGGGACGGGACACCUUUGUACAAAGUGGUAAAAAGUGCUUUACAGAUUCCAUAAGGAUCGAGACUGUUUACAGGUGGUGAUAAGUGUGUGUGUGUGUGUCCAUGAGUUUCUGUCGAGCCCUUGGUGCAUGCUGGGUCACUUGAUGAACGCAGCAUCCUCGCUCCUCCUGCUCUCUCUUUCACUUCAUUUCAUUUCGUCUGUUUCGUUUCUUCCUUUUUUUCUCGUUUCGUUUUUGUUUUGGAGUCCAAAAAAAUACUAAAGUGCAACGAUGGUUUAAAAAAAGAAUUCCAAAACUGAGAUGAAUAAUAAAUAUAUAUAAAUAAAGAAAUAAAACUGA
Messenger RNA from Trichomycterus rosablanca, 6606 nucleotides. RefSeq names its product SIK family kinase 3 (gene sik3). Gene Ontology annotation, cellular component: cytoplasm. The transcript is spliced from 26 exons. Gene Ontology annotation, molecular function: protein serine/threonine kinase activity; ATP binding. Lineage: Eukaryota; Metazoa; Chordata; Actinopteri; Siluriformes; Trichomycteridae. Gene Ontology annotation, biological process: protein phosphorylation; intracellular signal transduction. The record is from RefSeq and is a predicted model, not a curated record. The coding region runs from base 1 to 3612 and encodes 1203 amino acids.